GCCUCUCCCCGCAGCGCUCCCCCCGGCUCGUCGCCUCCUCCCUCGACGCCUCCUCCCCUCUCAGAUCCGGCGUCCUCGCCCGCCGCCGGCUCGCCGGUCGCCCCUCCGCCUCCCUCCCCGUAACCCCGCUCCUCCCCUAGCCCCUCCGCCUCCCUCCCCGGCUCCUCCCCCCGACCCCUCGCAGAUCCGCCACUCUCUGGUUCCCCACCGUUGCGGUUCGCCUUCUCCGGCUCCGGGCUCCGGCUGCGCAGGUCUCCUAAGGGGGCCGCGCGUCGUUGAGGAACGGAGCCGCCGAGGCGACGACGUCAACGGCGCCGGGCUCGAGGGUGUGGUCCGGGUGUGCUCGAGGUCGAGGGCGAGGCACGGGCAGUUUUUGAUCUGAGGAUGGGAAGGGACGAUGAGCAGGUUGACCCAAUGGAGAUUGACUGCCAGCAGAAGCUACAGGUAGAAGCCUCCACUGCCGUGCCGGAGGGGUUCAACGCCGACUACCUCCGAGUCUACUAUGGAAAGCUGUUCCCAUACGGUGAUUUCUUUAAAUGGCUCUGCUAUGGAAAUGAUGGAAAGCACCCUGGAUGUGAUCAGUCAUAUGUUGGACGUCGGGAGUUUUCAUUUACACUAGAGAAUGACAUCUACCUGCGGUUCCAGUCCUUUGAUAGUGCUUCUGAAUUGGAGAGUUCUAUUAAGGAGAAGUGCCCUUUCAAGAUUGAUAUUGGGCCUGUCUACAGCGUAGAUCCUGCAAAGCGUCAUGCUUAUGCCCAAUCUGGCAAUAAUGUCUUUGUACCUGUGGAAAGGGAACUAAUUUUUGACAUUAUGAUUUUGGUUUCAAUCACAUAUUGUGGGUAUACAGUGGCCGUCGUGGUGUCCAUUGCUGGGCUCAGCAAUGAACAAAGGGCUGCGGUUGCUGACUACUUUCGAGUCUACAAGGGUGGUGAAAAUGCACUGAAGAAAGUAUCCUUGGCUGGGCCUGUCCUCCAUCCUUGCUCGUACACGGAUGUUCUUGAAAGCUUCUUUGAAGAUAAGUUGCUACUUAGCCAACAACUCUUUGCGUCAGAGGAUAGAUGUCAGAAGAUACUUGAUCUCAUCCCUGAUGAAAAUGUUGCUAGUGAGCUCCAUGACAAGUGGCAGAGAAAUAGAUCAACAUCUAUUUCAAAGGAAGAUGUCAAUGCAGCCAGAUGGAAGCAAUUGAAGACGACCUUACAGUCAGGAAAGCACAAGUUGCAUCUGCUGAUUCAUGCUAUUAUGUUCUAUAUUACUAAUUGUUAUAUGCUUCAUGCUCAGGGGCUUCGGAGAUGUGUGGAAGAGAUUGUCUUCUUAUACACAUAUCCUAGACUUGACAUGGAGGUAUCAAAGCACAUGAAUCAUUUACUAAAAGCUCCCUUUUGUAUACACCCAAAGACAGGUCGUGUUUGUGUUCCAAUUGAUCCCAAUAAUUGCGAGGAUUUUGAUCCUACAGCUGUUCCUACUCUAUCACAACUUUUAGGAGAGCUCAAUGCUGCUAGUUUUCAGACAGAUUCUGAAAAUAAUUGGGAAAGAACGUCCCUUGAGAAAUCCAUCAGGUUUUUCAGAACUUCGUUUCUGCAACCGCUGCUGAAAGCGUGCAAGGAGGAACUGGAAAGCACGUACAAUGCAAAGCUCCAGCAGUCCAAGAAUUCCUUGAAUUGGUAAAAUCUACAUGUGCAGGCACACCACAACUCGGUAGGCCAGUAACCCAUAUUUCCACCUGUGCGACCUCAAUCAGCACCCACCAAGAGUAUUUCAACUGAACACGAAGCUCUUUGCAUGGAAGAAUAGUCGAUUAUUCCAUGAUGCUGCCAGUUGGUGUUGUGCGUCCCGAAAUUGUACCAUGUCAGUUCCAAGCUAUAGCCAUCGAGUGCGAUCAGAGUUUUCUUGUACUUGUGAGGAUUUGCUGAUGCCUACCUGUAGGCAUAUGUGGGUUUCAUUGCUGGUCGACGGUGCCAAAGCUAUACCCUGUAACUUGGGCUAUAUAUAUGUUGAGCAAUUAAAUUUAAAGAGAGAAUCCAGAUGCAUGUUUUGGGUAUUAAAGGGGUGUUAUACAUCCCACUAAAUUUUA
This is a messenger RNA of Setaria italica (foxtail millet), 2071 nucleotides long. Its product is annotated as DNA primase small subunit. Gene Ontology annotation, biological process: DNA replication, synthesis of primer. The transcript has 17 exons. Gene Ontology annotation, cellular component: alpha DNA polymerase:primase complex. Bases 385 to 1665 code for a protein of 426 amino acids. Lineage: Eukaryota; Viridiplantae; Streptophyta; Magnoliopsida; Poales; Poaceae. The record is from RefSeq and is a predicted model, not a curated record.